This is a messenger RNA of Geosmithia morbida, 4647 nucleotides long. RefSeq names its product DEAD/DEAH box helicase domain-containing protein. Bases 1 to 4647 code for a protein of 1548 amino acids. NCBI's taxonomy places the organism in Eukaryota, Fungi, Ascomycota, Sordariomycetes, Hypocreales, Bionectriaceae. Gene Ontology annotation, biological process: intracellular transport. The record is from RefSeq and is a predicted model, not a curated record. Gene Ontology annotation, molecular function: nucleic acid binding; ATP binding. The transcript is spliced from 5 exons.
AUGGCUGAUACCAGCACGCCCCCGUAUGGGAGCCCCAAGAACGGUUCCGAGAAUGCAGACAUUAAGGAAGAUUCCGCGACGGCAGCCGCUCGCCGAGAACUGAAGCAGUCGUCCAUUUCCGGCCCUAGUGCCAAGGCCGACGACGACGAGGCGUCCAACACCGCGGCGCCCACCACCGACGACGACAAGAAGGACAAGGAAAGCGCAGAGGAACAGGUCCUUUCGCCCAAGAAGAAGCGCGCGCAUGACCAACUGGAUGGCGACAAGCCUACCGACGGCGAUGAAGAUACCCAGAAGAAGCGACCUAGAGAUGCCGAGUCAGCAGACAAGGAAUCGGUGAAUAACAACCCAGCCAUUUCACGUCGCUUUGACGUGCAUGACACACAUCUGACUAACGACCUCAAGCCCGCCGAGGAGAAGGAGGAGAAGCCGCAAACCUCGUCAAGUGCAUUUGGCGCCUCAGCAUUCGGAAAGCUCGCCACGGCAUCAUCACCUUUUGCAUUCCUGGGUGCGUCUAGUGCCAGUGGGUUCGGCUCUUCUGGUGCGUCUAAGCUGUCAUCAUUUGCCUCGCCGACAAAGACGAUGGAUGCCAAACCCUCGGAGCCCCCCAAGUUCCAGUUUGGCGGAGGCGUCAGUGUGUCGCCGUUUGCUACCCUUGCUUCAGGUGGAAGCAACGGCUUCGGCAGCGCUUUUGGUGGAAGUGGCUUUGGCGCAGCAUCAACAGGCGUGAAGCCUCUGGGCAGCUUCGCAGCACCGACUGCCGAGCCCCUCACAAGCGAAAAGCCCGCCAAGCCGUUCGGCGCCCCCGACAGCGACGUUGAGAGCGACGACGAAGAUGACGAAGAUGACGAGUCUAGCCAGCCCGAAGAAGAGACUAGUUCACCUGUCGAGAAAGAGUUGGAUGAUAAGAAGAAGCCGAAACUCCAGAAGGUGACUGUCGACUCGGGAGAAUCCGGAGAGGCCACCAUCCUCGCCGUGAGAGCCAAGGUGUUCUAUCACGAUAAAGAAGCGGGAUGGAAGGAGCGCGGCAGCGGUAUGCUCAAGAUCAACGCGCCAGAAGCCUGCGUCGACUUUGACGAUGCGGGAACCCCCAUCCCGGGCUCGUUUGACGCCUCGGGACUUGAUGUGAAUGACGAGGAGGCUCAGGGCAGCAAGGGACACAAAAUGGUCAGGCUCAUCCUACGACAGGAUCAGACACACCGUGUUAUCCUCAACACUGCUGUAUACGCUGCCACCAAGUUCCAGGAGAAGACCUCGCUGAAGUCUGUUGGAAUUGUUUUCACAGCAUUUGAAGGCAAGGAUGCCAAGGCCGUCAAUAUCACGGCAAAGACUGAGGCAUCUCAAGAGCACGGGGGUGAGAUGACGGCACGUGUUUUCAAGCGUAAGAGAACAUCGCAAAGGGCUGAGCUACGGGCCGACAGUUCCAUAUCCGAAGGGGAUUCUACGGCUGGUUACGGAGGAAUAUCUACGCAAAGUCGUCGCAAGAAGACGACCAAGACAGAAAAUGCGCCGGGUCAGCGGAAAGGAAAGAAGGGUGAGGCACCUCCCGUCGAUGCGCUAAUUCCUUGGACCCCACGGCUCAAGUCUUUGGAGAAGACGCACAGGGCUCUGAACCUGGUGUACACGUUUUGUUGCACUCGAAAACACUUGGCGACGACGUUUGAAAUGAUCAGGCCAGCGGUGGAGUCGCACAUCCGAACUACCUUGACAGUAGAAGAAGUUGCGUCUGUCGUUGCCCUCCGCCCUGACGGCAUCAACUUCCUGUACGUUGAUGAGCUCACGCUGGAGCUUGAGGGUAGGGGCGCCGAGAAGGAUGAGGCGUUCAGGACGGGAAGUUCUGGGAAAGGACAGUCGCGGCCGCAUGACGCUUCCGUGGGCGGCCUGACGGGGAGGGACAGCCUCGAAAAAUGCCAUGGGCGCCAGAAUGGCUCGGCUGGAAGCGAAGUGCUGUACUUUGAGUUUGUCGACGGUGACCUUAAGCGCCAGGUCCAGGACAGGAAAACAGGCGAGCCCGUAAAGCCCAACCGAAGGUUGAGGGAGGAGACGCUGAAGAUGCCCGUGUACAGCCAGAAGCAGAUGGCACAGCUGAUUGAGAGGCGAAACCAAAAAUUCACAAAUGCCGUCAAUAUCUUUCUGAACACCUGUGCCAAGGAAGGCCUGGAUCCUAAUAUUACACUGGCUGAGCGGACCAAGGCGCACAUCCCCACCCCGACCAUCGUUGAGGACGAUACUCUAUGGGCCCCUGAUACAAUACCGGAGGAAAUUCCCAAGGAGCGCAAGAGCAUAGCCGACAUCAUACAGGAGCUCAAGGACAGCCCAUGGUACACAGGCCAGAUUGUUCCUGAUGGCCAUCGGGUCUUUGAGCCUCAAGAGCCGGUAUAUGGGGACCUCGAUUUUCUUCUCAGCCAGGACUUGGUCAAUGCCCUGUACAACGCGAAAGGAAUCACGCAGUUCUACGCACACCAGGCAGAGGCCCUGAACGGUAUACACAACGACCAAAAUGUCGUCGUGUCUACGCCUACUAGCUCGGGAAAGUCGCUCAUCUACCAGCUUCCCAUCCUGCAUGCUCUGGAGCAUGACCGUCUCUCUCGAGCAAUGUACAUAUUUCCCACAAAAGCCCUCGCACAAGAUCAGAAACGGAGUUUGAAGGAGCUCAUGUCAUAUAUUCCCGGGAUGGAGGAGACUUUGGUCGAGACCCUUGAUGGGGACACGCCCAUGAAUGAGCGAAAUGACAUUCGGGAACUGGCGAGAGUCAUAUUCACUAACCCAGACAUGCUGCACAUCACGAUAUUGCCACAGGAAGAGAAGUGGCGAUCGUUCCUUGCAAACCUGAAGUUUGUCGUGGUGGCGAACCCUGAAGAGCACUUCAAGACGAUAUUUGGUGUUGACGAUGCCCGGCUCAUCGACUAUGAUGGGUCACCAACAGGGAGGAAGGAGUUUCUGUGCUGGAACACACCUUUCAAGGAUCCGGGAGACCCUGCAAGUGGCCGCGGAAAUGCCAAGUUUGAAUGCGCCCGCCUAUUCUGCUCUCUAAUUCUAAGGGGAGUACGCAUUAUUGCUUUUUGCCGAGUGCGCAAGCAAUGCGAAGAGCUUGUCAACGCCAUCAAACAGGAGCUCGAAGACCUUGGAAGGCCCGAAUGCGCUAAACUUGUCAUGGGAUACCGCGGAGGGUAUACACCACAGGACCGACGAAGGGUCGAGUCUGAGAUGUUUCAGGGCAAACUUUUAGGCAUAGUCGCCACGACAGCCCUCGAGCUCGGAAUAGACAUUGGCUCCUUGGACUGUGUCAUGACAUGGGGAUUCCCAUAUACCAUUGCCAACUUGAGGCAACAGAGUGGUCGAGCGGGAAGACGGAACAAAGACUCGCUCUCCAUCCUGGUGGGCGACAGCUUCCCUGCCGACCAGCACUAUAUGCAGAACCCGGAUGAACUCUUCACCAAACCCAACGCUGAGCUCCAGGUAGACCUGGAAAACUUGUUGGUGCGCGAAGGCCACAUCCAGUGCGCCGCCUAUGAGAUGCCUCUCCAACCAGCAGAUGACGCCAAUUAUUUCGGACAAGAUCUACAAAAGAUUUGCGAGGAAAGGCUGAUACUGGAUGAGACGGGUUUCUAUCACUGCCACGACAGAUUUCGUCCAGCCCCAUCACGAUUUGUGGCCAUUCGGGACGUCGAAGAAGACCACUUUGCCAUCAUCGACGUUACCAAUGGACGAAACGUGGUCCUUGAAGAGCUUGAGGCAUCACGAGCCACAUUUACAAUUUACGACGGUGCUAUCUUCCUCCACCAAGGGAACAAAUAUCUGGUCCGCGAUUUCCUCCCCGACAGGUUAAUGGCCAAGGUGGAGAGAGUCAAGGUAGACUGGACGACGAUGCAGCGCGACUUUACUGACGUAGACCCGGUGGAAACUGAGGCGAUACGCAAACUAUCGAAUUCGCGGUCGUUGGCGUACUAUGGGACGAUCAAGGUGCAGCAGACUGUCUUCGGCUUCUUCAAGGUUGACAAGUGGGGGCGAAUUCUGGACGCGGUGCAGGUGGACAACCCGCCGGUGGUGCGGUACAGCAAGGGUAUGUGGUUGGACGUGCCCAAGACGGCGCUGGAGAUUCUUGCAUCGCGGCGGCUGCACAUGGCAGCGGCGAUACAUGCGGCCGAGCACGCCAUCAUAAGUUUGCUGCCGACGUUUGUCGUUAGCAUGUUGGGCGACGUGCGUACCGAGUGCAAGUCAGCUAUCAAGGAGUUUGGCAAGAAGGAGACAAGCAGGAAGCGACCCGCCCGUCUGACGUUCUAUGACACGAAAGGCGGCGCCGGCGGCUCGGGCAUCAACACAAAAGCCUUUGACCACCUUGACGCGCUGCUUCGCGACGCUCUCGACAGGGUAGAGAAGUGCGGUUGCCACCGCGGCUGCGUCGAGUGCGUCACGCUCGAGCUCUGUCAGGAGUCCAACGAGGUGAUAAGCAAGGCUGGGUGUCGUGUCGUGCUUAGGUCCGUGCUCGGCAUGGAUAUUGAUGUUGACGGGCUGCCCAUGGGGCCAGAGGACCAUAGCCCAGUGGGUGUCGAGACGAUAGUCGCAGCGCAACCGGUCAUGACGCGGAUGACGGCGCAGAUCAAGAAGGAGGAAGAGGAAGACUAUCAAGGGUUGAGUUCAUUGUAA